AUGUCAGUCUACCUCUAUUUUGAGUGUAAGAGCUUUUUAGAGGAUGCAAUUGACCAAAAGGGGGACUUUGCAAGCUUAGAUGAUGAUAUCUCAAAGGCUGUGCAGGUUGGGCUAAGAAAGUAUGAAAAGUAUUACGCAUAUAUGGAUCAUGGGUCAAAUAUUCAUUACAUUGCGAUGAUGCUUGAUCCACAACUCAAAUUUGAGAUGCUGAAAGAGGAAUUUGAAGACGAAGAUGCGACAAAUGUUGUCAAGGAGCAAAUACGGACCUACCUUCAUGAUCGUUAUUCAACUCCUCCUCUGAGCGAUGAGCUGGUACUCCCACCAUUACUCAAUCCGAAGACAAUGACAUCUCAACCCGAGCUAGAUCCAUAUAAGCGUAUGCUUGAGCGCUUUGGCAAAAAGAAGACCACAGUGAAGGUGUCUGAUAUUGAUAUAUAUCUUGAUUCACCACCAGUGGCUGUUAGUGAUGCAAAGUCAACUGAUUGGCUCCUAAAGUGGUGGGAUUCUCAUAAGGGAGAAUAUCCGCUAAUGGCAUGUGUUGCACGCGAUUUCCUUGCAAUUCCCAUUACAGAGGUUAGUUUCUAA
Molecule: messenger RNA, 585 nt
Organism: Pseudogymnoascus destructans
Lineage: Eukaryota; Fungi; Ascomycota; Leotiomycetes; Thelebolales; Thelebolaceae
Exons: 2
Coding region: 1-585 (194 amino acids)
Molecular function (GO): protein dimerization activity
Source: RefSeq, a predicted model, not a curated record